Messenger RNA from Aplysia californica (California sea hare), 8052 nucleotides. RefSeq names its product transforming growth factor-beta receptor-associated protein 1. Gene Ontology annotation, cellular component: membrane; cytoplasm. The record is from RefSeq and is a predicted model, not a curated record. Gene Ontology annotation, molecular function: protein binding. The transcript has 22 exons. NCBI's taxonomy places the organism in Eukaryota, Metazoa, Mollusca, Gastropoda, Aplysiida, Aplysiidae. Bases 164 to 2752 code for a protein of 862 amino acids. Gene Ontology annotation, biological process: endosomal vesicle fusion; intracellular protein transport; vesicle-mediated transport.
GGGAGGUGGCCUGAGAUAGAUGUCUCAGUGAGUUCAAUAUGGCUGCUACCAUGGAGGGAGACCCGGAACGAAACUCGCGUUCCUAAAGUUUCUGUUGCAUUAGGUCAAAACAUUUUGCAGACUGUUUUUUCGUGCAAUUGCCGUAGUGAAAUAACUAGUCACGAUGAGUAUCAAGGCUUUUGAGCUCGUUUCUGCUAUAGAACGAGUGAAGUUGAUGUCCGACAAAGCGAAAACACAGAUUGAGUGUAUGGACGUAUGUGGCAAAAAUAUGUACAUUGGAACAAGUGACUGCUUUGUGGUGCAUUACAGUAUAGAAGAAAAGACACAGCCAAAUGGAAGAGUAACCUUUGUCUCAGAGAAACAAGGCCACAAAUACUUGGUUGUGAAAAAGCCAAUUGCUCAAUUACGAGCUGCAUCUGCCCUGAACAGAAUCAUGGUGCUGUGUGACAACACACUGACUUUACUUAAUAUGUUUGACCUGGAGCCAAUCGUCACAGGAGCCAAGAUCAAAAGUGUUACCUGUUUCUGCAUUAAUGAUAAUCCUGUCCGCACCAACCCUUUCAGCGUGGAGAUCUGUGUAGCCUUGAAGCGAAAGUUGAUCCAGUUGUACACAGUGACAGAGGACAGACUGAUGCACCUACGAGACAUCUCACUGCCAGACCAGGCAUUGGCUGUGGGUGUCGAUGGCAAGUUUGUGUGUGCAGCGCUGAGCUCCCAGUACUGUGUGGUGGACACGGAUAACAGCCAGUUCACCGACCUUUUCCCCAUUGACUCGGAUCAGAUCAAGCCCAUCAUUAAAAGAAUUAGUAAAGAAGAGUUCCUGCUCAGUGGUCCUAGUGCUCUGGGCAUUUUUGCUACCUCCGCCGGCGUCUCCCAACGUCCACCCAUGCAAUGGUCAGACGGGCUUACAUCGGUUAGCUAUGUCCAUCCUUAUAUUCUGGCCAUGAACGAUGAGUUCAUCACAGUUCACAGCAUUUUGGAUCAACAACAAAAACAAGCCAUCCCUUUUCAAGGAGGAGUUGUUCUUGGCGACUUUGAUGGACGCAUCUUUGUAGCUUCCAGUCGGGAGAUCUACUCUCUGGUUCCAAUUCCUUUUGAAAAACAGAUUCAAGCCCUCCUAGCAGACAAACGAGUCAACGAAGCUUUAGAGUUAGCAAAAAAUGCCAACAAGACCGGGAUGACACGAGACAAGUUUGUAAAGAUGUUCAAAAGAAUUCAACAGCAAGCUGCUUUCAUUGAGUUUUGCCAACAGCACUUUGAGGAAGCAGGACAGUUGUUCCGAGACAGUGGUAUUGAUGUCAGAGAGAUCAUCAGCCUGUACCCUCAUGUCUUACCCAAGAGCAUCAAUUUCACUCGCUCAGUGCCGCCUCUGCACGAGAUUGCCGAUAUCAACCAACUAUCCCGCUCUGACGAGAAAGUCAAGGCGGCUUACAAAGAAUUUCUUCGAACAUUUUUAGAGGACAUCAGGGGCACAAAUUUAGCACACGGCUACAAAAGGGAAGUCGAUGUGGCAUUACUGAAACUGUAUGCGGAAUCGGCUCCAGAGCGCCUGUGUGAACUCAUCUCCGUAGAUACUGGCUGUGAUUUGGACGACUGUGUAGAGUGGCUGGAGAGACACGGGAGGCUGCAUGCUCUAGGACUGUUGUACCAGAGACAUGCCGAGAACGACAAAGCCCUUGCUGUCUGGACCAGAUUGGCAGAUUCUGACAGUCCAGAUCCAACAUUCCCUGGUCUGGAGUUUGUGGUGGAGUUUCUUUCCAGCCUGACAGACCAUGAGCUGCUGUGGAAGUACGUGGACUGGGUGCUGGAGAAAGAUGAAGAGUUGGGAGUGCGGAUAUUUACAGAACGUCCAGCCAGUGAGGCCCAGUCUGAGCGUCUGAGACCAGAGACAGUUGUAGACUACUUACAUCGCUUCCCUCGGGCAGUCAUCACCUAUCUGGAAUUCUUGGUUUUCCAGCGUCGGCUUGAGAAAGAAAAGUACCACACCCACCUGGCUGUGCUGUACCUGGAGGCAGUGCUCAGACUGAUGGAAGGAAACAGUGUCAAGAAAGAAGAGCUGGACAUCGCAAGGUCCAAACUUCGUCACAUGCUACAGAUGUCCAGUUUAUACAGGGUUCAACUCAUCUUGGGAAAAGCCAAAGAGAAAGACAUGCAUGCCGAGUGUGCUAUCCUGUAUGGCAAGCUGGAAGACCAUGACAAAGCUCUGCGUAUACUGGUCCACAAGCUCAAGGACUUUGGCGCGGCUGAGAACUACUGCCAGGUCAAUUCUCACGGGAAGGAGCCCGGAUACAGGAAACGGCUGUUCCACAUCCUGCUGAGUGUUUAUCUUGACCCCAGCUAUGAGCGGAGAGACACCUUGGUGGCCCCUGCCAUGGCUCUGCUCAAUAGCUCUGUGGCUGAGUUCGACACCGUUAAGGUCCUUCAGCUUCUGCCUGACAGCUGGUCUGUCGGGCUGUUGGCUCAGUUCCUGACCAGGGCUGUCCGCAGCAGCAUGCACAACAGCCGCACCACUCGGAUCCAACGCAUGAUGGCCAGGGGAGAGAACCUGCAGGUCAAGCAGACAUUCAUUGAGUUGCAGAGAGACGCCAUUGUUAUGAACGAUGAGAGAGCCUGUGCAGUGUGCAAUAGAGCCUUCAACGACCCCAGUUUUGUCCGCUACCCCAAUGGAGUGGUCACCCACGUGCACUGUGCCAAGAACAAGUACAUCUGCCCGGUGUCCGGGAAGCUCUUCAGUGCUGGAAGGACAAGAUGACCCCUGUAGACAUGUAGCAGUGGCUGUGGAUAGGUCUUUCUUUGUGCUCAUCUUGCUUUCUGCCGCCGCUUUGUUAAUUUGAACCACGUGGACUUCUAUGAUUAUUGUCUUUGUGCCGGCCGCAGGAUAUGGCUGUGUUCUGGUGCAGAACAUGGGGUUAAUACACCAGUUGUUGUCUUCGCACUGUUGGAUUGUAGCAUACGGUAAUGCUUAUAAUAAUCUAACACAAAGCAUCUGCCCUUGGGCACACAUCGGUGACAGUUGAAGGGUUGUUGUAUGCUUGCUGAAGAAAGUAUUUUCUGAAAAAGUGAGAUUUGGAGGUUGUGUGUAAAUAUAAAAUGAUGCUACUGAAAAAAUACUGGGAGUUGUGUGGGAUAAAACAGGAUAAACAACAGGAUGAGCAAAUGCUUAAUGCAAAUGUGUGAUGAAUGUUCAUGUGUUUGUAUUUUAGUGUUGAAGACAUACAAUAGUUGCGAGCGCCGUAAAACCUCUACUAUAACGAAGACAUACAAGUUCUUGAAUAGGUUUUAUUUUGGUAUGGGAGAAAAUGGGAACUUGUUUCUAAUUAAAGCAGAUGAUUGGAUGGCGCCAUGGCACUGAAGGGGGUGGGAUUUAACUAAAAAGAGAUACGUUGAUUGGAUAGUAGUUGUACUGGUGUUUAUGGAGUAAUAGUCUUUUUGCAUUCUGUGUGAAAAAUGUGAGCUUGAUUCCAAUAUGUAGAAAUUUUUUUUAUCAAGUUUGUUUUUAUGAAGGGAAUUAGUGUCGAAAACAACAGGGGAUAGCCUUUACAAACUAUGGGUAAAAGCAGCCUCUUUUUAUGUGAUGUUAAUUGUAUUGAUGGAACCAUAGAACAGCUAGGAUUAUUUACAGUCAUAGUCGAUAAUAAUUACACAGAACUUAGAACUGGGAGUAAGCAAAGCAUCCAACAAAUGUACCAGGUGGACUGGAAAGACCCUUGACUUUCAUGUCACUUACACACUUGAUGGAUGGAAGGCAGAGGGAAGAAAAGUUUGAUGUGUUGUUGAGAUGGAAGGAUUUUAUGCUCAUUUUUUAGGCUAGUUUCUUUUUAGUCACGCAAGGAACAAGGAUGAGAGUAUUGUCCCAGAACAAGAGUAAUGUUUAGAUGUGGGCAAGUGUUAGGAAUGAGUCGAGGAUGAGAGUCAGUUUGUAGAGUUCCAUAACGUAUUUAGUAGUUGUGAAGACUGUAAAUGGUACUGUUGUAAGUGUGGACACAGUAUGCAAACUUUGUAAUGCUUUAUAAGGAAAGAAGAGUAAUUUGGCAUGGUUUGAUUUAGGAUUGAGGAAAGAUGGUGAGGUUGGGGGUGUUCAUUGAAACUUAGAUUGCAAUUUUUAAAAAUAUCAUGUCUAGUGUCUUCAUGCCAUGGUUUAAUUGUGAACUGUUUCAUCCAUAGCUUUGUAAAAAUAUUUAUCUGAGAUGAAGCCGAGUUCUUGAUUAGUAUGCAAUGAUGAAGAAGGCCAAUGUGACGCCCAUGUCCACAGUUUUACUAUUGUUGUUGGAGGAUGGGGGGAGCAGGAGACUAGACCAAGUUGCACAGUCUCCCCCUACUAGCUUGUUUCAUCUCAUGUGUGUGUUAUCUUGAUUGCCGUACAUACCCUCUUCAUUUCAAUCUCCUUUGACACUAUUUUUGCCUUAUUUAUUUUUCUACUAAUUAGUUUAAUACUUUCGUAAAUAAUGAAAAUAAAUCUCUUAAAGUGUAUAUCUGAACUAUGUAUAGUUGGCUAAUGAGAUUACAGGAUGUUACCCUCAACAGUGGCAUACUUGACUGACAGGAAAGGACCCACUGUUAAUCAUGUUGAUCAUAACCAUCACAUUCCUUUGCUUGUAUUAUACAUAUUUUGUUGAAUGUUUGAUUAAGUCUUCAAAUCAUUUUUAAGAGAAAUGUGAAAUCAUGUGCUUUUAUUUAAGUUUGUACGUAUUUACAAAUAAUAUGAAAUCAGUGCUUUAGUGUUAUGAUAACUACAUAUAGUAUGUCUUCGUGAACUAGCAUGUCGGCAUGUUUUGGGUGUAAUUUUGGAUUCACUGGUGUUCGAAAAUAUCUACUUGCUCAAGUUUUUCCGAUUUGGUUAAGAUUUAAAUCAGUAUGAAAACACAGAACUGCUGUCGCGAAAAUAUGAAUGUGUAGAAAAUGAAACUGAAAUUCUACAGAAGACAAGCGUUAACCAAAAUAAUUUUGAGUGCUAAGGGAAGAUUUUUCGACAGCCUUGACAGUUGUGACAAAAACUCCCAAAAAGUUAGAAAUUGGAGUUAGUGCAAGAAAGCACCACAUAAUCUCGAAUAGAGCUUCACUGCUUUUUUUUUGUUGUACCAAUGAGUGUCUAUUGUCCUGGUUAGUCAUACAUGUAUAGUGGAACCUUCUCUAGUGACCAGCUGUCCAAGACAACCACCAAUAUAAAUAACCUUUUCCAACCCCUCCCCCCCCUAUGCAUUAAAAAAAAUCUAUUAUCAUGACACUGUCUAAGAGGAUCACUAGUCUAAGAUGAACACAUUUCUUCUCUGCAUGAGGUGUUCCUUAUGGACAUGUUCCGCUAUAUUUUCUUUCUUCCCAUUUUUUAUUUUAAAAUACUUUAUUAUUCUCUGCCAAGUGAAUAGAAAGCGAUAACAAAGCAAAAGUUACCCUGAUUUUCUUAACAGUUCAUAUCUUAUGUAGGGAUAAACACACAAUUUUUUUUUAAUGAAAGAAAAUGUUGGGGGACAUUUGAUCUUUCUGCUCAUCUUUUGCUGAUGACUUGUUUCUUCACAUGUGCAAAAAUUAUUUGAAGUUCAUAAGACUUUGUACUUUACAAGUCAUAUAUAGUGAAGCAUUUUCAUUAUGUCUUGUAGGACUUUUAAAUUAGUGCCAGUAGACUUGACAUUGACAAGCAGACGCACACACUUACACGCGAACACAAGCACACACCUGUGUACUGUGAUCCGUUGGCCGAUAAGAAUGAUGCCCCUCCCUCCUUCCCUGAUCGUCUUACAUGACACACAGAUUUCAAAGAGAGGAUUUUUUCUGUCUUUUACUGUGUCUUUGUCAGAUGCUUGGUUAGUUUUUUGGGGGUCGAUGUGUGCAAGACUUACUCCCUUGUUGAUUACCAAAGAUAGAUCUUCAGAAUUCCCCAGUGAAGUAGUUUUGCAUCCUCUCAGCCUUUUGCGGUUAUCAAAUUUGACUGUUGAAGUUAUUUACUAUGUUGUUAAGUUGGUUGUUAUUUAUUUUCUGUUGCUUUGUUUGAAAAGUCAUGUCUUGAACAGAUGUUUUAGUGUAAAAAUGUGGUGGAGAAAUUAUAGAGAAAGAGAUGAGAAAGGAGGGAGAAUGAAAUUCAAGUCAAGGAAGAGAUAAAGAGAAGAAUGAAGAAGAGGGAGAUUGUGUAUGUUUGCUUGUGCAUGGAUGCAUUUUGUAAUCAAUGGUUUUUAUAAUUCAUAUGUUCCUUUAUAGCUUCAGAUUCCAUAUUUAUGACCAUAUAACUUAGCCCUGUCUUCAGUAUAUAAUAGACUCCAGAUAGAGGUUAGAAAAGUAAUGUCAGAAGUGAAUACCCUAGAUGUUGAAAUUUUUAGCCUUUUAAAUUUUAUUUCUUACCUAACUCUUUUUGCACCAUGAUCUGUCACCACUAGGUCAUAUGGAGCAGUGAAGGGUGAUGACACCUAUUGGUGAUUGGCACAGAUAUUGUGAAAUGUUGAGUCAAUGUGCUACACAUUGCUGAAGCUCCUGGUUGUGGGUGGUUUUAAUUAAUUCCGUAGAGGAAGAGCUACCUUGUAUCCUGAAUUUCAUGAGACAGUUAUUUGAGAAGCAUCGCUCUUUUUCCUCUUAAAGUCAUAGGUGUUCAGCUAAAUUGUAUUUUCUCAAUGUUUUUGUUUUUUUUAAUUAAAAAAAGCAUGUAUACUGAUACACAUUUAUUGGCCAAUGUACGGAGACGUUCAUGUUAUAAGAGAAGUACAUUAAUACAGUAGCAGUCUUUUGGUGCUAGAAAAAAGACUGAAAGAACAGGCAAAAGCAAGAGAGGGAUGGUAAAAUAGUAAGAUGUCAGCCUCCAACCACCCACAGGGGUUUGAUGAAAACUAAGAUAGCUUUAGAUUUAUUUUGGGAGGAUGGCUUAAGAGUUCCACACCUAUCAGACUCGAGUAGGUUUCCCUGAUGUUGAAAUCUGCAACUAAGAGGUAAUAGUAAAAAGGAAGGAAUAGGGAAAGGACGAGAGAAUUGCUUAAAAGUAUAUGUGUGGAACACUUAAUUCGUUGUUGCUGUCAUUAUUUGUAGUCUGUUGGAGAUCAGAGCAAGUUGGUGAAAUAAUGGACACGUUUCACCAGGAGCGAAAAGAUCAGGACAAUGCAGACCAAGCUUUAUUAGAGCCAUGUACUCAUUGUGAGGUAAUGUCUUUCUUUUCAAUUAAAGAAAACAAUACCAUAGAUUACUGAAUGUACUUUUAAUUUUCCCGUUUGUUAUUGACAUAUUUCCCGUCGUUUUCCUCUCUGUCCACUUUCCUCUGCCUAUACUUUUGCUGUCUAAGUAGUAGUUAUGUUCUUGUAUGUGAUAUGUAUAUAUGUGGAUACUCAAGUUGAAAAAGAGAGGUGCAAUGUGAAUUUUGUGUUUUUGUCACAUCAGUCCUGUCUUAAGCUCACAUGAGGUGCUUUAUCUUUAUAUCACCACUCAGAACGAAUACUGUUAUAUGUUAAAGAGGUAAAUGGGUUUUUUUUCAGGAGGCUGUAAAACUAUUUCGUGUUAAGUCUUGUUAUUGUUUUCUUUGUUUCAGAAUCACAGUGUGCUGUCUUUGAAUUAAAUGCAUCCUGUUAUUGUAUCGUUCUGAUCACAGAAUGUAGAUGUCUAAGACUGAUGGUAUCUUAACAUAUAGCAGUAUUGUUUCCCCAGAGGUGAAAUGAAAUUGUGCAAUAUGGCCGUUGCCUGGGCCUUUUCUCACAGAUUGUGCUCAAUAUGUGAUGUUGUUAUACAUGUAGUAGGCAAGAGGAAGAGUCUGGCUGUUAUCCAUUGUUGUGUAAAGUUUCAAAAAGCUGCAUAGUGGUUCCUUAGUAUGGUGUACAUUUAUUGAAAAUUGUUGUGCUUUGAAAUUUAAAUGUAACGUAUGGAAAAACUGCAUUGUGAUGUGUCAGUGUGGUGUUUUUAGUUUUGAAUUGUUGCAUUGUGAAGAGAAAAUGUACAAAGGCCAAACCGAACCUCUUGCAGACAUUUUCCUAUGGUUUACCAGCUCGUAAUAAUGUAUGAAUUGUUAUGUCAGCUGUUUGAGUUGCCUGUUUGAUCAAGUACUGCCAGAUGAUAAUAGUAUAUAAUAAAUACAUUCUGUAAAAUGUC